UGUCGCCCGAAACUUGUUCGAGCAAAAAGGACUAUGGAACACCAUUAAAGGAGGUUUAACGUGAGAGACGUCUGGAGUUCUGCAUUCCGAAGAACAAUCAGAGUAAAGAGCAGAUCGCACUGUCCGCGAUCAUGGUUGCGCAGAGACCCAAAAGUACUUCAAGCGGCAAAAGUAGUAAAGGUGGUGAGAAGGCAAAAGGACCGGACCCUAGUCUGUCCCAUACUGAUGUGCUACCAGAUGUCCCUGAAGAUAUCUUCCCCAUGGUUCUCACUUCGGCAACGCAGGAACUGUUCGAGUGCCGUGCAGAUGAGGACGUCACGCAGAACAACCCCUACAAGCUGCUCAAAAAGGAUGACAUACUCCACGACAUGAAAGCCAGGGCUGCUGUGUCCGACUUCCACCCAGUCAAGCAGACUGUGCUAAACUACCCUGGGGAGGAGCUUCUACUGGUGUUUGACCGAGAUUUCAAAUAUGGGCAAAGCUUCUAUCUCGUUUUGACCGAGGAAGCCAAGCAAAGGAUCCUACAACCCCCUGUGUCUACUGAUGAAGAGGAGCCUGAGGAGGAAUCAGAGCAAUAUGUUUGCAGAACACCUGAGCCUCAGCAGCCCUGGGUAUCCCUGGGCAGUGAGCUGGAAAUUGAGGAAGAAUCUGUGAAGGACACAAGAGAGAGGCUGAAAUAUCUAGUUUCAAGGGUGCGGAAAAAGUUUGGAGCACCAGUAAAUUUCACUGACCGCAAUGCCUUGGAGUCGAAGGAAGGGUACAUCGAAUGCACCUCGUACCAAGACAGAAACUUCAGACUCAUCCAGAUGGAGAGGAACAGUGCGACUCAAGCUGUUCUCAACCUGAAGAGUUCUGCCACGCAGACACAACGAACAUUCCCAAGAAAUAUGUACACACAAUACAAACCCAGAGAAUUGACAGAAGAAGAAAAGGAGAAUUACAUGAGUUCUGAAAACCUUAAAAACUUUGCCAGCUCAGCUUUUUCAAGAUUUGAGAUUGCUAUUCAGCAGAACAAGAUCAUGGACGUGUUCUUCGAUGACUGGCAAGCGCUUAGCGAGGGAGACAUUGCCUUUGGCGGGAAAGCUGACACUUACCUGAAAGAAUACCAGUCUUUCACAGAUCUGCAGUUCAGCAAAGACAAGUCAAUCAGCUGCAUCAAGUGGCACCCUACUAUUAGUGGCGUAAUCGCAGUCUCUGUAACGGAGAAGAUGUCUUUUGAAGAAAGGAUCAAUGGCUCCACUAAGCUGCUUCUAAACCCUCCUCUCAUUCUCUUCUGGAGCUUCUCUGAUCCUAUUAACCCCCAGUUAAGGCUGGAGUGCCCAGAUGAUGUCUUGUCCUUUGAUUUUUGUCCAUCUGAUCCCAACAUAAUUAUUGGUGGCUGCAUGAAUGGGCAGAUUGUUUUAUGGGAUGUCACUGCUCAUGCACAAAGGUUGCACGGUAAACGCUCCGGAGAGAGAAGGACCACCUCAGCAUACCCAGGCUCUUUCAUGGCCUUUGAAGAAGACAAAGAAAAUGAAAUUCCUGUUUUGUUGUACUGUGCUGUCUCGAGCAUAGAGAAUGGACACAAAGCACCAGUUACUGAUGUUCAGUGGCUGCCUGAAAACUUUGAGAUUUCCAUAACAGGAGUUCCAGUAGAAAACCAGAAUCAAAUUUGCGUCCAGGUUGUCACCUGUGCCCCUGACUGCUGCGUGAUGUUUUGGGAUAUUCGAGCACCUCGACCUGCUGCUCAUUCCCAGGCAGAAAGGAAACAGAAAAUGGAGGAGAAACAGCUGGAGAAUCCUCGUGGUAUACCUAACACAUUCAAAUACUUGGACCUGUCUUGGAAACCUCUCAUCAAGGUGAUGCUUCCAAAGACAGAUGCCAGUGGUGAAUACAGUCCGCUCAAAUUUAGCCUAAGAGACAACAUCCAUUGUAGUCGUCCAAGAAGUGGCAAAGAUAAAUCAGUGAAAACCACAGAUAGGCCUGAGGGGAAAGUUGAAUAUGCAUUGCUAAGAGUUCCCUCCGAAAAGCAGCUUAAGCCACUAGAGGAUAUCAGCACCAUGUUCUGUGUGGGAACAGAAGAUGGAGAACUCGUAUACACCAGUUGGAAGUUGGGGAAGGAUGAUGACUCUGGAAGGCUGCUCAGUGGGAAACCCUCUCGUUGUUUCAUUGUACACGACAGCUUGGUCAACACUGUCAAGAGGUCACCCUUUUUCAAAGACAUCAUCCUAACUGUGGGAGGCUGGAACUUCGCUGUCUGGAAAGAGAGCGUCAUGAACGGUCCAAUCAUCCUUUCCCCCUGCUCUCAAAAGAGAUGCAUGGUAGGCUGCUGGUCUCUGUCAAACCCGGGGAUGUUCUUCAUUGGGAAGGAGGAUGGGAAUAUUGAAGUGUGGGACUUGCUGGAGAAAACCCAUGAGCCGUCUCAUAUACAAAACAUCUCCACAGCCUCAAUCACUUGCAUGAAGCCCUGGAUUAUCUCUUCAAAGCAGCACUUUUUGGCAGUGUCUGAUGAUUUUGGAACUCUGCAUAUCCUACAGAUACCAUGGACUCUCCGUAAUCCAUCAAGCAGUGAGUCCAGUGUUAACAAGUAUUUUGAGAAGGAAGUGACGAGGCUGAUGUUCUUCGACAAACGGAAGGAGACGAUGGCAAAACAGAAGACAGCUACGGAGGCUGAGGAGCAAAAGAAAAAAACAGAAUUAUUAGUGCCAGAAAAGCUGUCUGAAAAGACUGAGGAAGAAAGUCUGGCAGAGUAUGAGAGUUAUCUGACCUUGGAGAAAGAUAUUCUGAAGGAAAUGGGUGUCUCACUACAAGAAGAAGAUAAGCCUUCAAAUGAAGUGUAGUUAAAUAAUUGUAUGUUAUUUAUUGCCACAC
Messenger RNA from Scleropages formosus (Asian bonytongue), 2850 nucleotides. Its product is annotated as WD repeat-containing protein 63-like. Gene Ontology annotation, cellular component: inner dynein arm. The record is from RefSeq and is a predicted model, not a curated record. Gene Ontology annotation, biological process: cilium movement involved in cell motility; inner dynein arm assembly. Bases 132 to 2819 code for a protein of 895 amino acids. Lineage: Eukaryota; Metazoa; Chordata; Actinopteri; Osteoglossiformes; Osteoglossidae. Gene Ontology annotation, molecular function: dynein light chain binding; dynein heavy chain binding. The transcript is spliced from 22 exons.